This is a messenger RNA of Tachysurus fulvidraco (yellow catfish), 1279 nucleotides long. RefSeq lists its product as uncharacterized. The record is from RefSeq and is a predicted model, not a curated record. The transcript has 3 exons. Bases 611 to 1246 code for a protein of 211 amino acids. Lineage: Eukaryota; Metazoa; Chordata; Actinopteri; Siluriformes; Bagridae.
CUUUCCUUUUCUUUCCCCAAUCUUAAAGCUCUUUUUAAGGGAUAAAUAAUCUUUAUUCUCUUUAGAAUGCAUAUAUUUUUCAAUGGGGGAUUGAAUUUGGACUACGUAUCCCAGCAUUCCCCUCUUCUUUCUCCUCUUCCCAUUUCCUGUCUCUAGCCUUAAUUGUUUCUCUUCAACACCUGAUUACAUUUAGCAUUUAGGCUCAGGGACCAAUCAGCUCUCCACCCCAAUUGAAGAACUCCUUGCUCCAAACACUUUUAGUAACGGGGAGCAGGACAGAACUUCAUAGUCCUCUGAAGAAGCGACUGUGUCGCGAAACGUCAGGACAUCGCUUUUAAACUUGUUUGGAUGGCUUUUUUUCUUUUUUGCUACAGUGUGCACACUGAUUCUUUUAAAGGAUUACUUUUUUCAAUAAAGAGGAUUAAUUGAUUUUUUCCUGGACUGAGCCUAUUGUUUGGAGAAGAGUUCUGCUGGAGGCCGUUUGGCUGAAUCCUCUUGGACCAGUCUUCAGUGUUUGGACACCAGACGGAUCUCUCUAUGGUCCGGUGGGAUUACACAUCACAUACAGAUUAUAAGUCAUGCUAUACACACUGAUGCCUUUCCCAAGGGUAUGUCUAAGCAAGUGAAUAGGUUGACCAAAUUUAUUAAACCAGCAUGUCCCAAUAAUGUAGUCUUACAGUAUGUUGCCGAUAACACCAACCAAUGGAUGCGACGGAACAUGCGGCUCCUUCUUGACCACUAUACGGUGACCCAAUCUAGUUUGCUGACUAACAUAAAAGAGUGGCUUGAUUCGGCUUGGGAACAAGAAGUGAUGGCGGUUUCUUCUGGCACCUCUGCUUUGACUUCUGUACAGACCCUUCCCAAUGUAGAUUUGGAUCGAUCAGAACAUGCAGGUUUUUCUUGUGAGCCCUCGUCUCGGAUCUCCACAAACUUGAUCCCACAGGUCCAUUCGACGGUGGUUGAUGUCAGUUUCUGCAAGGCCAAACCGGUCACGGUUGAGGCAGAGAUGCAUCAUUUGCCCACAGAGGAUUUGAUCCAAUUGUGUGAUACUCCAGAUAGAACUCUAGUACUUGGAGAUAAGAUUGUUGAUAGUGAGAUACAAUCAUGUGAUAUUGUCUUCAGUAAUGUAGCUGUCCCUAUAUCACAAACUAUUCUGCCUUGUACCCCUAAUUCUGACUCGGUGAAGGAGGCCGAUUCGGGAUCAGGUAAAGAGGCUGUGAUGAAGGACAUAAUAAAGGACUCUUGACCAAGGUCUUAUCUGAAGCCUCCUCAUUUUUAA